AAAAUAUCGCCAUAAUAGGAUCUCAUUUUUAUCUAUGGUGUUUAUAGCAAUAGGCACCCCAUGAACUUGACAAUGACAAGUAACACUGACAGAUGACAACUAAAUGUCAGUAUUGUCAAGACAACAGGUACAGGCAGGUCAUAUCAAUAAUAUUGGUAUUUGAUUUCAAAUUAAAAAUAGCAAUUCGAUCGAUAUAUUAAAUAUAAUUCUGGUCCUCAUAAACUGCUAUAGUUAUGAUACGUCUCCUAUAGACGGCAAAGUCAAGCGCUUUUCGGAAUAUAUUGUUUUAUAAAUUAUUGUAAUUAUGGCAAACGCUGUAGCUAAUGUUCAGAAGAAAACAGUCGGCUCCAACAACACAGGGGGCGUGCGCAAGAAGUCGGGACCUAAGUUUGAGUUAUCAGAUGAACAGAGAAAAGAUAUCAAGGAAGCAUUUGAUCUUUUUGAUACAGAAAAUACAGGGAAAAUAGAUACAAAAGAAUUAAAAGUAGCUAUUCGAGCUUUAGGCUUUGAACCUAAGAAAGAAGAAAUUAAAAAGAUGAUUGCAGAAAUAGAUAAAGGUGACGGAAAAGUAUCAUUUGAAGAUUUCCAAGAGUUGAUGACUGUCAAGAUGGCAGAAAAAGAUACUAAAGAAGAAAUAAUGAAAGCAUUUAAACUGUUUGAUGAUGAUGAGACAGGUAAGAUCUCAUUUAAGAAUCUCAAGAGAGUGGCUAAGGAGCUCGGCGAAAACCUGACAGAUGAGGAACUGCACGAGAUGAUCGAUGAAGCGGACAGAGAUGGCGACGGAGAAAUAAAUCAAGAGGAGUUUUUGCGCAUAAUGAAGAAAACAAGUCUCUAUUAGAAUUUACCGAAGUCUAUGCAACUACGUGGUAGAUAUGUUCAAAAUAUGUUUGACUGCAACAAAUUACUCAAGUCAUUUACAUAAUGCAAUUAUUUUAAAUUUACAAUAGACUUAUCUUCUUAAAAUGUGUCUAUCAAAAUUUCCACAGGGUAUCCAGUUUUUAUUUAGCCAGUAUUAUGAAUAAUUUCAUCUACGCUACCCACAAAUAUUAUUAUCUAUCUUUUUGAAUUGGAGACAUAGUUGCCAAUUAAAUAAAAAAAAAUAUAUCUUGAUGUUAUCUAGAUAGGCAUAAAUAUACUAAUAGUUCCUUUUAUCACCCCAAUAAUUAUUUUUUGGGAAAAAUAAGAGUAUAAUCUCACUUUUUGUCACAGAUUAGAAUUAUAAACAAGCCACUUAUAUUUUAUUAAGGCAUGAUUUUAAAUGUCUAUGUACCUAUAAUUUUUUUAUUGUAACUGGUAGUUUAUAAUAUAAAACUACCAGUUUUCAAUCUACAUAUAAACUUUAUAUGUAGAUUGAAAACUCACAAAAAUUUAAAUUUAAAAUAGUAACUAAUGCUGAGCAUAAAUUAUGUAUUUAAAAGCCUGUUUUACAAUAUCUUAUUUAAGUUUUCGAUUGAUCUAACUGUUGGAUAAAAUUUUACAGAUCUUACAGAAUAUAUCAGUGACUUAGCAGAUAUUCUGAUCAGGCUUCGUAUUAUUUCUUGAUGGAUUACGCUUUAUCACUAUACAUUAUCUUGUCUAAAUAUAAGUUUACCACUAAGUGUGACCAAUGUUGCUUUAGAAUAUGUUUCCGGUUAUUUUUUAGUGGAUGCAAUGAAAAAUUGUUAGUUGAUAGUUCACAUUAGUUUUAGUUUAGUGUGUUUCACACAUAAUUCAAUAGUUUAUUUGGUUACAAGAUUUGCACAAAUUGAGUGGUUUUUAAAUUGUUUGUUUUUGUAAGUAAGGUUUUAAUUAGGUCUUACUGUUGUUCAAUCUAAAGAUUUAUAACUUUCUGAUGUCUUAUUGGCAGCAUUUUAAAUGUGUUCAGUGCAUGGCUAUACCAACUAAAUAAGUCUAUUAGAAUCCUAAAAGGUUCUGUUACAUGAUUAAAUAAAAUAAUUUUGCUACAACACAAAAUGCAAUUGAUUAUAUUUAUUCAAAAAAGGCAAACAUACAUUCCAAAUAUGUGUAUUAAACAUGUUCAAUACAGGUAAACCCUAAUUCUAUAAUAAGUAAAGAUCUGAAUCCAAGAUCUGGUUGCUUAGCACAGUGUAUAUGGUUUUAUUGUCUAAGGAAACAAUUUCUCUUAGUUUGUAAGGUUUAAAUUACAUUAAGCUUAAGGCCUAAUACAUACAUAUUUUCUCAAUAAUCAAUGUCCUACCUCUAAAAUUGAUUUCUUUAUCAACUUUAUGUACCUAAUUUUUAUUUGCCAAAGUGUAAUUGUAUCUUUAUUUGAAGUGUUUCUCAUUUGAUUAAAUCAAAGAAGUACAGUAGUUGUUUUAAUUAUAGUAUUUGCAUUUCCUAAUGUUUUUUUUUGCAAUUUUUUUUUUAUGUAGCAUUUCUUGUUUGAUUUUUCUAUUCUUAUCGUAACUUGUAUGUAAAUAUUUUUUUAAAGAUGUUACAGUUCAUUUAGCAAUAAUAUGUUUUAUAGCUACCUACAGUAUAUUUUUAUGAAAACAUAAGUUUUGUUUUAAGUACUAAACAUUCAUUUUGGAGAAAAAUGCAUUCUACUGUAAAAGUUUAGUACUAUUCUGAGAUUCCCAACAAUUAUGUUUUGUUUUUCAUUGGAUGCUGGCUUAAAUCAGUGGAACAAAAUUCUUAUCAAAUUAUUACUAACCAACCAUGAGGCAUUUGAUUGUGAAAUAACAAGUUCAUUUUUUUUACUGAUAAACAAGUCUUUGGCCCUGAUAAACUCUAUUUCAUCAUUUAGGUACAUCAUCUUAUGUUAUAUCACAGUCCAAUAGGUUCAUUUAUAAAUUUUGAUAUGGAAAUACUUAGUACUACUGAUAGUCUUUUUUUAUAACAAAAAUAAGAAUAUGAAAGCUUUUCUCUAUUCUCUAGUCAUCAUGCUAGAAUAGAUAUUAAUUUCUUUGUAUACAAUGCAAACAUUUCAAUCCCACAUAACUUUUUAGGAAUAUAAGGUUCCGUUUUAAAAAAUAAUUAAUAAGGUUGUUCUUAAAACUAUUACAUAGAAGAAAAGCUGACCUUAUCAUGUAUUUGAUAUAAUGCUUAUAGAAUAUAUACUUACAAAAAAAAUAUAUUUCACUUUAGUGCUGAUCGCCAUGGUACCCAAAACCAACUGAUUUAAUAUACAGUAUUCAUUAUAGGUGCAAAAUCAAACGAGAGCCAGUUCUAGUCAUCUACCUACUAUAUUUCUUUAGUCUACUGUGAAAAAACAGUUAAUGAAUCUGUAGCUAUAUAAAUUUGGGUGACAUUUUUGGCUCUAUGUUUUGUUUGGUGUUCAUAGAAUUACAAUUUCAAAGUUUUAUAUACAACUUUAGAAAAUUUAGCUAAAUGAACAGCUUAUAUAGUUUUUUGGCUAAAUAAAGAUACUGUACAAGCUACAAUGCCAGACUAUUUCCAAUAAAUAUCAGAAUGUUAGAGCCAACAAGGAUGUGGAUGCUAGGUGGCGCUGAACUACAGCACAGUGCCAAUUCCAAACCGCUCUAUUACGUUACCUUCAGGCUGCCCAAAGUAAGCUUUUCACACAUACGUACAAACAAACCUGUUUCAACCACACCAGGGAUCAUUUUUAAAUGGUUAUCGACUUUGUCCCAUCUCAAGUCCUGGUCGGUGAAUAUCCAGUCAAGGAUGAAGUUACCAUUGUCAGUCACCACAGGUCCAGCCUUAGCAACAGCUUUGCGUAACUUUACUUCUCCACCAUAUAGGGCCUGUAUCUUAUUUUGAACAGGAACAUAUGCCAUUGGUACAACUUCUAUUGGAAUACCUUUUUUGUAUCGAUCACCUAAUUUCACGGAAUCUUUAGUGUAGUCGGCUAUAACGACAAAUUUCUUAGAGCAAGAGGCUACUAUCUUCUCUUGUAAUAAGCAACCACCACCACCCUUGAUUAGCGUCAUCUCGGCGUCUACUUCGUCCGCCCCAUCGAUAGUGACAUCAAUUACCGGAUGAGUUUCCAACUCGCCCAAUGUAAGCUUAUGUUUGAUGAUCAGCUGUUUAGAUUGAAACGAUGUGGGAAUGCAGGUCACCUUCAACUUUUCAGUCUCCACACGUUCAGCGAGCCGUUGCACCGCAUAAACAACUGUAGAUCCACUACCGACACCAAAAAUACAAUCUUUCUUUAUAUACUCAUCAACUGCCCGGCGUGCGGCGAAUUGUUUUGCUUCUUCUAAAGACAUUUUAGCGUUACUAUUACACUGGCUAUACUUUCUGAUAGCACCACUGUGUUUCAAUAUCGCAGUUGCAUAGACUUUAAGCAACAUGCAUCAGUGUUAUUCUUAGAUUAAUGUAAUAAAAUGUAUUAUUAUAACUACGUAUACCGCGCGGUUACAACACGUGCGACAACGGCUUUCCUUGCCUUAUUGCCUUGCACAUUUGAUUGAGAUG
Molecule: messenger RNA, 4380 nt
Organism: Spodoptera littoralis (African cotton leafworm)
Lineage: Eukaryota; Metazoa; Arthropoda; Insecta; Lepidoptera; Noctuidae
Source: the annotation of a GenBank genome assembly